Messenger RNA from Arabidopsis thaliana (thale cress), 144 nucleotides. RefSeq lists its product as uncharacterized. The transcript has a single exon. Lineage: Eukaryota; Viridiplantae; Streptophyta; Magnoliopsida; Brassicales; Brassicaceae. The coding region runs from base 1 to 144 and encodes 47 amino acids. The record is from RefSeq and is marked reviewed.
AUGUUGGUCGAUAUCGUAGAGAGGACGACGACGAGGGAGCGAGCGAGCGAGAGAAUCUGGUGGUUGAGAGACGAUGAGACUCUUUCUAAUCAAAUUGGAUCACGACCGUUGGAUUUGACCAAUAGAAAUAAUCCGACGGUCUAG